GAAGAAGCGUCAUUGCGCGCUGGGUACGCAAGACUCCUGCUUCUCCGCAAGUGUUGACUUCUCCUCAGGUGAAGAUAUGUUUUAAACGCAGGGGGAGGAGGGACGCUUUUGUUCUGCAGAAAAAGGGGGCUUGUUCCUCGCAGAUCGCCCUUCCAUUUUAACCAGGGGUGUGAGUGCGAACAAGGGGUUGACAUUGGAGCCUGCGAUGGGAGUAGAGGAGGGGAGACGGGAGUCGCCAGUCCUGCACUACCGAACACCGAAGCAACAUCACCCGCUCUGAACGCACGGGACGCGCACGUUAUUAACCACGCAAAAGCCAGAUAUAAACUCUCUACAACAGGAUACACUGGAUGAUAGCGAUUGAGGAUUCUCUGAAGGAAUUACAAAGAGAUAGCAAUCUGCAGCAAAUUAACUGUCAUCUUCAUUGGCUUCGGGUGACCUUGCAUUUGUAUCCUUAUUAUUAGGACACUCAUCCAGCGCUUUCCUUGCCAAAACUUGAAUGCACCUCUCUUCUAAGUAAGUGCACUUAAACGUUGCUAAUCGAGAGGGCCGCCUGACAGAUAGACAGUUAUUAUCAAUAAUCAAUUAUCAUUAAUCAUUAUUAUCAAUUAUCAUUGUCACAGUUUCACAUUUUACUGGCAAGGUUGUCGAUCAGUUGUAAGCGCCAGCCUUGCCAAAACAGGCUAUGGACAUUUAUUUGACAUGAAAUGUACCCACAUUUUUACAAAACAAAUAAUAGGCUUAACCACUUCUUCCACCAUCUUUGGUCGUUUUGGAUUUUAAUGAAGUUUUUGAAGAGCGACGACUUAAUCAAUUGCAACCGACACCAGUGUUUCACACAGCUUACCUUUACCAAAUAACCUCGAAUUUGGAACACUGCAAGCCCUGUGGUCUGUAUUUAUCGAAGGAACAAUCAACACAAUCAACAUGCGACGCCUCCCUUCCCGGUUGAGUUAUCUGUUCCUACACUUCUUCGCAUUCUGUUACUAUGCUCAGGUAACCAAUCAGUCCUCGCCUAAUUUCACGCAGCAUGUAAGCGAGCAGAGCAAGGUGACAGACCGUGUGAGCCGCAGGUUAAUUCGGACCUAUCAACUUUACAGCCGAACCAGCGGGAAGCAUGUGCAGGUUCUGCCCAACAAGAAGAUCAACGCCAUGGCAGAAGAUGGAGACAUACACGCCAAACUCGUCGUAGAGACGGACACGUUUGGAAGUCGCGUGCGGAUUAAAGGAGCAGAGACAGGAUUCUACAUCUGCAUGAACAAGAAGGGAAAGCUGAUCGGGAAGAAAAAUGGGCAAGGCCGCGACUGCAUCUUCUCAGAGAUUGUCCUGGAGAAUAACUACACGGCGCUGAGGAACGCACGCUUCGAGGGUUGGUACAUGGCUUUCACCAGACGUGGACGCCCCCGGAAAGGCUCGCAAACACGGCAGCAUCAACGCGAGGUCCAUUUUAUGAAACGACUGCCUCGGGGAUCCAAUCCCACUCACCCGGCCCAGCACAAGGCCUUUGACUUCGUCCACUACCCUUUCAGCCCCAGGACUAAACGCACACGCUACUCACCCGAAGGCUGAGGGGGGCAGAGAGGGUGAGACAGAGGAUAAAAAACAAUGACUGAAGCAAGAAUUAACUCCUUUCCAAAACCUCUAGAGACAUUUUUUUUGUACUGAGCGUUACUAUACCUAACAUGUAGUUUUUCUAUUUUUUUCAAAAAGUACAUUUUUUUAAAGAAAAAACCCAUAACAAAUAUAUUUUUGUACCUGAUACUUUUAGUACUGAUGUGUUGUUUUUAGAUGCACAUAACUCAUCAUCGAACAUUUGGGGUGCUGACAUUUUAGUAAAGUGUGGACUUUGUAUUGUCUCUCUGUAUUUUGGGUUUGUGUUUUUGCUUUUGUUUGACUGUUCAGAGUCGUUUGGACUCACACCUGCUGCUCCAAGAGACUUGAAGGGCCCUGAUCGACCGCACUGCCAGAAAAUGCUGCGUUCAGAGACACAUACAGUACAUACACACACACACACACACACACACACACACACAGUAUCGAUGCUGCAUUCAGGAGCGCCAUGUUGAGUAACGUUGCGUUCAGUAUCACACACAGCCACAACACCUCUGUCGAACGCUGUGGUGUGACCUUGCUACUUUGGGAAUUCUAUAGAGACAAACGCUGUUAAAGCAAACAGUGCUUUAGGUACACACAAGGGAAAAUGUGGCAGCUAUAUUGAUAAUCACAGGUUUCCUGCAAUGGUUAUAACUGUAAAUUAGAGGUGUAAAAAUGCAUUGAUAUGUCGGAAACCCCCUUUGUUUUUGUUACCCUGUCUGUUUUUCUACAUAUAUAAAUCUAUUUUUAUUUUAAGGAUGUGUACAAAUAAUUUUAACGAUGGAUUAUUUAUUUAAAAUGUGUAAUAAAUGUACAUUAGAAUACUGAUAUUAAACUCUUGUUUGUGA
Molecule: messenger RNA, 2441 nt
Organism: Oncorhynchus tshawytscha (Chinook salmon)
Lineage: Eukaryota; Metazoa; Chordata; Actinopteri; Salmoniformes; Salmonidae
Gene: fgf8a
Product: fibroblast growth factor 8a
Exons: 5
Coding region: 928-1569 (213 amino acids)
Biological process (GO): positive regulation of gene expression; regulation of cell migration; embryonic heart tube development
Cellular component (GO): cytoplasm
Molecular function (GO): growth factor activity; type 1 fibroblast growth factor receptor binding; type 2 fibroblast growth factor receptor binding
Source: RefSeq, a predicted model, not a curated record